Messenger RNA from Apis dorsata (giant honeybee), 1950 nucleotides. Its product is annotated as clavesin-2-like. NCBI's taxonomy places the organism in Eukaryota, Metazoa, Arthropoda, Insecta, Hymenoptera, Apidae. Gene Ontology annotation, cellular component: membrane. The record is from RefSeq and is a predicted model, not a curated record. The coding region runs from base 476 to 1879 and encodes 467 amino acids. Gene Ontology annotation, molecular function: phosphatidylinositol bisphosphate binding. The transcript has 7 exons.
UAAAUCCAUCGUUAUACCGCAGGCAAUUCUUUUCCUUCUUUCUCCAAUCCUGCAAACUUCUCUCCUUGAGAGUCUCACUCACACCUUUGUUUCUCAAUGCUCUAACACUUUCGAGCGAAUCGCAACAGGCGACUUCAUUGCGCACCGUUCGCUCGUGACCGUUCGAGCAACGAGGUUCCGAUGUACAGGUUUUUUGUCUCUUUUAUUUACAAAUUUAAAUUAAAUAUAUAUUUUUGAUAUCAUGAUAAAUUAAUCUUGAAGUAUUUUUAAAAUAAUUCAUAACAAAAUAUAAUUUUUUUCUUUGCGGAAAUCACAAUUGAAAUUUUGUGUAACAGUGAAUAAUUUUAAUAGUGAUAAGACAACAGUUGUAAAACAACAUAAAAGGAGUGUGAUUUUUAUUGCAGUGUUUUCAAAAAUUUUUGAAAAUAUUUUACAUAUUUAUUUGUGGUGAAGCAGAAGAAAAAAGAUUUGUAAAAUGUCUGAGUAUUGUGAAUACAUGUGGGAUACUACAAGAGGUCAUAUGAGUUCGGCUCUUGCACGGAGUAUUUAUGAAGAGGAAGCUAGAUUUGACAAACGUGACAAGAAACUGGCCAUUAAGACUGUUCGAGCAAUAUUACGUGAAAUGCCGGAUGUAGACUUGAAGCAUUGCACGGAUGAAUAUAUUACGCGUUUCCUGUUGGCCCGGAAAUAUCGCACAGAACAAGCUGCUGCCCUGAUAGCUGCUUAUCAAGCGCAAGUAGCACAUCGACAGGAUAUCUUCGGUAAUCUCACGGCUAGAGAUCCAGCCUUACAACGCGCACUUCGGGCAGGAAUACCAGGUGUACUUCCUGCACGCGAUAGAAAAGGAAGAUGCGUACUUGUUAUUUUAGCUUCACAAUGGGAUCCGAUCGCAGUACCGGCAUUAUCAGUUCAACGAGCUAUUUUUUUAGUUCUAGAAAUACUUAUACAAGAUCCAAGAAAUCAGCAAUCUGGUUUCGUGGCAGUAGUAGAUUGGAGCGGAUUCUCUUUACGACAGGGCGGUGCCUUAGGUGCAGCGGCAUUGCGAAACCUAAUAGCUGCUCUUCGGGGACGAUUUCCGGCUAGAUUCAAAGCUAUACAUUUCUUAUCAGCGCCACUUUACGUUCAAGCUACAUUGGCUCUUGUAAAACCUUUUUUAGACGAAAAAACUCGAAAUAAGAUCUAUUUACAUGGAAACAAUUUGAGCACACUACAUGAACACCUGCCCACUGAUAUUUUACCAGCAGAACUAGGUGGCACAGGACCUGCAUUUAAUCCAGGAUUAUGGGCUGAACCAGUUAUUCAUUCGGCAAUGAAAGAAGCUGAACUGGCUGCGAUAAAGAAAGAAAAAGAACAGGCUGAAAAUGUAGAGCAAUUUUGCGAUAAAACAUUCGAGUCCGGAAACAUAGAAAGUCACAAAAGAAAUGAAGCAGACUCUAUAAAAUCGAACAAUGGUAUGAAUAGAGAAAAUGGAAGGCGAUUUUUCAAUCCCUUCAGUAAUUCUACAAAAAAUCAGACUUCAAAGAAAACCGAAGGAACAAACGUAGAACUGAAUCUAAUUAAUCGCACUAAUGGAUAUGCGGAAAGAAAAGAAAAUAAUAAAAUAAUAAAGGAAGAUGAGAAUUCUUAUUUUAAGAAUAAAGAUAAACUGUUAAGCAAUGAUAAUAUAAAUUAUUUUGAUGAUAAAACAGAACAGUAUAAAGAUGCAAAGGAUAAUUUAUUAAAAUCUCAAUCUGAAAAAAAUUUAAAUGAAUACGAAAUCUCAAAUAGACCCGACAGUGAUGAUAGUAAGGAUAAUUCAUUGGAUAACAGAUCGGAGAAUGCAUUAAUUGAUUCAGGUAAAAUCGAAACUCUUUCAGAAGAAACAAAUCUCAUAACGUAAUAUUAGUUUUCUCGAUUUUUAGGCUAAAACAAAUUAAUGAAAUAUUACGUAAAAAGUCUUGGCAUUUUGAU